This is a messenger RNA of Cladocopium goreaui, 4452 nucleotides long. The record is from the annotation of a GenBank genome assembly. NCBI's taxonomy places the organism in Eukaryota, Dinophyceae, Suessiales, Symbiodiniaceae.
AUGGCCAGCAUUGAGGCGAGCUUGCUGGCGAGCAAUGGAAACUCCUGUGUAGACCUGUCGCACGUGCUGCAGAAGCCGAAAGGUUCCGUGUCCAUUGUUGCUUCGGUGCCCUCGGAUUAUCCACGCACCAGGCCCGAGUUGAAAGCUCGAGAUCCGGACCAUCACAUCGACCCCGAACUCAUGGAGGAGUUAAGGCAAUGUGGAGCUGCGGCCCUGCAGAGCGCUUUCGCGGCCAGCGGCCCGGCGGUCUUCUUCGCCGUGGACCAGGUUGCGGCACAUCUCAAGAAACGACUCAUGAAAGGAGGAGAGGCCCCCUCGUUACGGCCACAAGAGGGUACCCAGGGGGCCAAUGAAAGUGGAGAUCCAUGCCAGAGGAGCCUGGGAAGUUCCCAAGUUACGGAUCGUGGGGUGAUCCAAGACGCUAAGGUGACAGGGCCUGGGAAGGAGCCCAUAGGUGAUAGGAUCCUUGCCUGUUACGACGGAGAGGAUUUAUGGCAUUGCCGCUACCUUCUUUCCAGAGUGGACCGGGACUCAUGGAUUGUGGUGACUCCAGACGCCGAUCUCUUUGCAGAAGAAAUUUCUCAUGGGAAUCUCGAAUGGUCUGCUUGGCGAGUUUGGCCUGUUGGAUCACCUGUUCCUUUUGGAGUGGACGGGAAUUUGAUCUAUGGCUUCAACCCAGAACCCAGUGCAGCCGAUUUGCAAAGCUUGAUUCAGGAAGGUGCUCAGCAUGCAGCCCAGGAGAGAGUGAGAUUGGGAAUUGCAGCCCCAGCAGCAGCAGUUGUGCCAGCGGCUGGAGUCCCAGCAGGAGGUGGUCCUGGUGGUGGUGGCAUUGCACCAGCGCCUGUGCCUGCGCUUGCUGGGCCUGGCAGUGUUGGUGGAGCUGUUGCCGCAUUGCCAAAUUUGGCUGGUGCUGGUGGUGGUCAUGCAGGGCUAGUCCACGGUUUAGCUGCAGGGGGUCCAGGCGCAAAUCAGUCCGAGGACGAUGCUCGAACCCUGGCAAUUUCGCGGGAUGUGGAUGGGCUGCGCUUCAAAGAGUUCCGCUCCGCAGUACAGGAAGCAAAGCCUGCAGAGUUCGCAGACUGGCCAAUUGCAGGUCCCAGAACGGUGAAGUAUGUGAUCUCCCAGAUGCUGGAGCAUGGUGGCAGUGCCAUAGCACACCAUCAAGCAUGGCAGGUCGCCUGCAAACUCCAACCAACAGAUGGCCCUGCGAUGGAGCACGAGGCAUGGUCAAAGGUGCUUCAAACUAUGAUGACCUACGAUCAGCUGGAUGUGUCAAAUUUAACCAGUGCCGAGUUGGUUGUACGAGCGUUGCAGCGCAUAGAGGAGAAGCACAAGUUCAAAUUGGUUUCUGCCGAGGACGCUGGAGAAGGAGCACUCUUCAUGGGAGCGAGCUCUGGCGCCAGGGUGGGAUCCAUUAUCUCACCGAAGUUGACCGAGUGGAUUGGCAGCGAGAUGCAGAAGGAGGCCAUGGUGUCAAAAGAAAGACGAAAAGCUCGAGAAGAGCGGGCAUUGUCCCGGAAAGGGGACAAAGAUGCAGGAGUUGACAGGAGUGAUGUAGUGUCGUACGUCAGGGAGAAUGUCUCCUGGCCCCAGGUCCAAUCUACGCCAAUUCCAUUGAGCGAAUGCUUGGAUCCGGCCGACAGUGAAAGACUUGCGACUUGGCGGCAGCAUAUGCUGAAGAAUGACAUGAACAUUGGUGACGGGCCAUCGAUCAAGCAUGCAUACAUUGACCCGAUCUUGAAGCACAGCCCUCAAGAGUAUGUCAAGUUUCUGGAAGAGCUUAAGUGUCGUCAUAUGGUUUCUUUUCAGCCUUAUGUGGGCCAUGGAGGAGACCUCGGCAUAUUCUGUGUUCGAAAGAAAAAUGGCAUGCAAAGGCUCAUCUUUGACACGAGGAUUCUCAACCAGAGGUUUGUUGAUCCCCCAUCCACUGAUCUGCCUUCGGCUGAUGCAUUCACUCGUCUUGAACUACCUCAAGACUCUUCAUUCUUUGUGGGCUCUGGGGAUUUAGCUAACGCUUUCUACACCCUUGGGGUCCCUGAUGAACUGGCCCGAAUGUUUACCCUGCCCGCCGUCAAGGCGGAGAAGCUGGGAAUCACCACCAUUGACGGCUGCGCUGUGAGGCCUGGAGACCUUGUCACCCCUUACCUCACUGUGCUGCCAAUGGGUUGGGCUUGGGCUCUACACCUUUGUCAAUGCGUAUUGAUGAAAGCAAUUCAUGAUGCUGGUUUUUUAGAGGGUCAAAUUAUUAGCGACAAGGGUCAGCCGGUUUGCAUUGAUUCUCACAAUGGUAUUGGUUGCGCGGGGUAUGUUGACAAUUUCCUGGUGAUUGGAUGCAAUCAAAGCUGCGUCAACGCAGGUCUGCAGCGCAUUGCAGGCAAACUGAGAGGGCGCGGCUUGACAGUCCAUGAAGAGGAGUUUGCAACCCCUUACACUGACUUUGUUGGACUUAGGUGCUUGCUUCAGUUGGUCCUGGGUCAUAUCACCUGGGCUGUCAUGGCUCGGCGUGAAGGGUUAUCCAUUUUGAGAUCUUGUUAUGCCUUUGCCAAUGAGAAUUUGCACACCCCGAAGAAGCUUUGGCCCUCAGUCAAGUGGGAGCUGCAGACUAUUGCAGCCAUUCUGCCUCUUUUUCGAGCUCAUGUCAAUGUCGGUUGGUCUGAAGAUGUUGCUGCUUCUGAUUCAUCUCCUUUUGGUUAUGGGAUUUGUUGCAGAAAACUUGAUCCAAAGACUGCUGGUUCCAUAGGAGCUCAAUCUGAGAGGUGGAGGUACAGGUUCGAAGAUGCAGCAGACGCGCGUAAGCACGCAGCCAAAACUGCUGGCGUUGAAGAGUUGAGCAAGGAUGUCCGUUCUAUCAUAGCCUCUCAAGAACAGUCUCAAACUACUGAACAAUUUAUCGAGGGUUUCAGUGAAGUUCCAAUUCAAGUCCUUCAUCCAGAUGAUUGGCAGAUUGCUUGGUCUAUGCCUUGGAGAUUUCAAGACAAUAUACUUCACACCGAAGCUCUAGCUCUUUGUUGGUCUGUUGAGCAUGCUUUGAGAGCGAAUAGAAACUUUGGUCGACGCAUCCUUUUCCUAAGUGACAAUCUUCCCCUCACCCUUGGUGUUUGCAAGGGACGGGCAAAAUCCAGCUUUCUCACCAAGCCUUUGAGAAAAAUAUGCGCUUUGUCUCUUGCCACUGGUUCAAAGUUUCAUGUGCGUUGGGUUCCGUCCGAAUGGAACGUUGCGGACAAGCCUUCGCGAGCCAUUAGUCAGUGGGGCGGUCGCGGUCUAGAAGGCUGGAUUACUGACAGGUCAGACCGAGGACCGCGGCGACAGCGGACUGAAGGAUAUGGUGGAGAGAAGAUUGAAAAGACAGAAAAAGGCUGGCAUCUAGCAGCCCCACCUCAGCAAAGGAUGCCCAUCCCCAUCGAGGUGCUGAUGGCCGUGAUUGGUCGGCUCCUGAACCUCAAUGCGGUGGAGUUCGCGUUGAGGUUGUUCCUGCAGUUUUCAACAUACAUGAGACCAGGGGAGUGCAGCCAGUUGUUAGUGAAGCAGUUGGUUCCACCACAAGCAGCCUCAACCCAGGCAUUCAAGUUUUGGGCAAUUCUGUUGCAUCCAGCCGACGAACUGAUUCCUGGGAAGACGGGCGUCUUCGACGCCUCAAUCAUUCUGGACUCAGAUUUUUGGAUGUUUCCCCACCUUUCAAAACUUCAGCUGGGAAAGAGGCCAAACGACAACCUCUGGUCGAAGUCACAUUCAGAACUUCGGGAGCAUUUCAACCAAGCGGUAGAAUAUCUCAGUCUGCAAAAACUGGGUCUCACCCUCUACGCACUGAGGCAUGGCGGGGCAACCCACGACGUGUUGUCACGGCGCCGAUCGAUGUUGGAGGUGAAGCAGCGAGGGAGGUGGAGUUCGGAUGUGUCCCUGAAACGGUAUGUCAAAGAAGCCAGGCUCCAAACCGAGUUGGCAAAGGUUCCCCAAAGUGUAAAGACCUACGGUCAAGUGAUCCUGGAAGGGUUACCAGCUUUUCUCAUGAAACCCAGCUUGGCGCCGAAGGUAUUUGUAGGGCACCGAAUGAGCCGCUUGCCCGAGGCAGAAAAGCCGAAUCGCCGCAGGCGUCGUCGUAAAACCAGCGGUGCCAUGGUGCUGCCCUUUGCUGAAAAGGAAGACUUGACUCAACGGCCAGUCACCUCCCUGCCGAGCUCCACCGGCGAGCCGAGUUUGCCAGGCAAAGCCAAGGCGACAGCAGGCAGUUGGAGCACAGGAAUCAGCACACCUUCCUCCAUUUCGGAAGACCAGUCCAGCUCCAGUUCGUCCGCGGAGAGUUCCUCAGAGUCUUCGUCCAGUGGUGUCUCCGACGACGAGAUGCAAAAGAUCGCCGCCCAGCUUCACUUCAACGUACGUCGACAGAUGCUGUUCAAAGCUCCCAGUCGGGCUAAGGCGGAGCGGCUUGGCGGGUUGCGCGCAAAAAGAGAGUAG